Messenger RNA from Mugil cephalus (flathead mullet), 1865 nucleotides. It is a transcript of the gene gbx1, whose product is annotated as gastrulation brain homeobox 1. Gene Ontology annotation, molecular function: DNA-binding transcription factor activity, RNA polymerase II-specific; RNA polymerase II transcription regulatory region sequence-specific DNA binding. NCBI's taxonomy places the organism in Eukaryota, Metazoa, Chordata, Actinopteri, Mugiliformes, Mugilidae. Gene Ontology annotation, cellular component: nucleus. The record is from RefSeq and is a predicted model, not a curated record. Gene Ontology annotation, biological process: regulation of transcription by RNA polymerase II; regulation of nervous system development. The coding region runs from base 301 to 1266 and encodes 321 amino acids. The transcript has 2 exons.
GGGGCGGAAGGAGGAGUUGUAGAGAGGGGAGAGGUAGAUAGAUAGAGAGAGCGUGUGUUUAUGUCUCAGUGUGUGACAAAUAAGAGGGAAAAGGUAGCGCUGGGGCACACAACAAAGCGCCCGGGUGACUCACGCAUAUAGAGUGCAGAGAUCCGGAGGAGCAGUCCACUCCCAGGGAUGACAGCACGGCAGAGGAUCUACUUUCAAUUCACUCCGUCUUUGAACUGAAAGUUUUGCGCAUCGCCGAGGGGAGGACAUCCGCCGCCAAGUUUUCGCCAAAUAAACGCGUUCGCCUGCACAAUGCAGAGACCAGGCGGCCAAGGGACGGCGUUUUCAAUCGACUCCCUGAUAGGGACCCCUCAGCCCCGACCGGGACACCUGCUCUACACGGGCUACCCUAUGUUCAUGCCGUACAGACCUUUGGUUAUCCCGCAAGCUUUAUCCCACUCGCCUUUAUCGUCUGGUAUACCUCCACUCGCGCCGCUGGCUUCUUUUGCGGGACGGCUCACCAACACGUUCUGUGCCAGUUUGGGACAGGGGGUGCCAUCCAUGGUGGCGCUCACCACGACGAUGCCAAGUUUCUCGGAUCCCCCGGACAGUUUCUACCCACCGCAAGAGCUCCCUGGCCCCCGUUUGAGCGCGGCAGACCCGGGGGCGAGGAGACAGGAAAGUCCGCACUCCGACGAGCUGCACAGCCGAGACAAGGGUUCGGAGCUGCUCAACUUCGCGGAAACUUUCCAAACAAUAUCAGGUGAGACCAAACUGUACAGCUCGGACGACGAGAAGCUGGACCUCAAAUCCGCAGACACCGUCUGCAGCGACCGGGAGGACAGCUCCGCAGACAGCGAGAACGAAAGUUUCUCGGACGGGAACAACUGUGGCCCCCUGUCCCAGAAGAGCAAACUAAAAACCGGCUCACAGGAGGCGCUACCCACCGGCAGCUCUGCGGGGAAGAGCAGGAGGAGACGAACAGCUUUCACCAGCGAGCAGCUGCUCGAACUGGAAAAGGAGUUUCACUGUAAAAAAUACCUUUCCUUGACUGAACGCUCGCAGAUCGCGCACGCACUUAAACUGAGCGAGGUGCAGGUGAAGAUCUGGUUUCAGAACCGCAGGGCCAAAUGGAAACGGAUCAAGGCCGGCAACGUCAACAACCGGUCGGGAGAACCGGUGAGAAAUCCCAAAAUCGUGGUGCCCAUCCCGGUGCACGUCAACAGGUUCGCUGUGAGGAGUCAGCAUCAACAAAUAGAGCAAGGGACCAGGCCAUGAACUCAGAAGAAGAGUGAAAAAAACAAACAAACAAAAAAAUUACUGCUAAUAAAAACACUUACAUUGACUCUACUGAUUUGUUGAACGCAUGAAGCACAAAAAGGAGGAUUCAGUUAUUUUGUCUGAGAGGUGAGACCGAGCAGAGAAGAGGAUUUCUCUCACAGACAGAUUAAUUAUUUGGCAAUAUGCUGUCAUUUUUAUUUAUUGUUGUGUGAAUAUGUAAAUAUAAAUCGGUUAAAAAAAAAGAAAAGAAAAGAAAAAAUGGUACAAAUGGGCACUAUGAGAUGCGACUGUAAAGAUUUUUUUUAACUAUUUAUAUGUGGGGCCAAAACGUUCUGUUGGUUAUGUGCAUGUCCUCAUUUGGUGAAGCUAUCCUGGAUUUUUUUGUUUUUGUUUAUUUGUUUUUGUGUUUCGUACAAUUUGUUGACCACAUUUGCAUGUAACUUAAGACGUUUUACAUUUAUUUUUUUGUUUGAUUGAGAACCACCUUUGACAGCUAUUUGUGGAGAAAAGAAGAAAAAAAACGAUGUGAAGGAAAUAACAACCAAACAAGGGACAAGUGUAAAGUAUAUUGACCUAAUAAAUCGCUUUAUACGAAA